GACAGACUGAAGCUGGACAAUCAAACUGGAUCUCUGACCAUCACAAACAUCACAAUGAAACACACUGGAGAAUAUACAUAUUAUAUCCUCAUUUCUAUUCAUUCCUUUCUUCGAAGCAAGCGUUCUUCUUCUUUUCAUCUCAUUGUCUACGGUGAGUUAAAUAUCAGUUUCACAUGUUUUAUUUAUUACAGCUAGAUCUAAAGAAGUAUCUUAUCAUGACUAAUGAGUUCAAAUGACUAAUUCUCUUACUUUCACAUGAACAGCAGGUUUAUAUUUAACUUUCUAUUCAAUAGUUUUAAAUGCUCUACUUUUGAUCAUCUUGGUUCCUCUGGAUGUUUCUUGAAUCUCUUCAUUCAUCCUCAUUUCUCUUUAUUCUCUCAUGUUUUCAGCUCGUCUGCCUGUUCCUGUCAUCAGCAGUAACUCUUCACAAUGUUCUUCAUCAUCAUCAUCAUGUUCAUUGGUGUGUUCAGUGGUGAAUGUGAGUCAUGUGACUCUCUCCUGGUACAAAGGAAACAGUUCAUUGUCCAGCAUCAGUGUGUCUGAUCUCAGCAUCAGUCUCUCUCUACCUCUGGAGGUGGAAUAUCAGGAUAAAAACACCUACAGCUGUGUGCUGAACAAUCCCAUCAGCCACCAGACUCAACAUCUGGACAUCACUCAACUCUGUCACACAUGUUCAGUCCACUGUUGUGGUCCUACUGAAGCUGUGAUCCGAUUGGUCCUCUCUGCUCUGGUGGGCGUGGCUACUGUCAUUCUUGUGCUUUAUCACAUCAGAUCCAGAAGAGCUGAAGGAGAUCAAGCACAUAUUCACACAUCAGGAAGUGCUUAAAUCUGAAGCAGAACGCUGAACUUUAAAGAUUCUUCAAGUGUGUUUUUGUCAUAAUAAAUACUGAUGAUUAUUUGAGCUUCUCUUUCAGUGUCAGAUUUGUAAAACUCUUAUUUGUAAGGCUUUAUUGUUUAUAUUUCUCUCAGAGACACACAGAUCUCACUUUACUACUACUGCUGUAUAUUUG
Messenger RNA from Megalobrama amblycephala (Wuchang bream), 1010 nucleotides. Its product is annotated as transmembrane and immunoglobulin domain-containing protein 1-like. Bases 380 to 826 code for a protein of 148 amino acids. NCBI's taxonomy places the organism in Eukaryota, Metazoa, Chordata, Actinopteri, Cypriniformes, Xenocyprididae. The record is from RefSeq and is a predicted model, not a curated record. The transcript has 3 exons.